Megachile rotundata (alfalfa leafcutting bee) is the source of this 5923-nucleotide messenger RNA. Its product is annotated as lachesin. Lineage: Eukaryota; Metazoa; Arthropoda; Insecta; Hymenoptera; Megachilidae. Gene Ontology annotation, biological process: synapse organization. Gene Ontology annotation, cellular component: neuron projection membrane. The record is from RefSeq and is a predicted model, not a curated record.
CCGUUUAGCGCGAUUUUUUUCACGCGUUGCUCGCGUUUGAUCGCGCGGCAAACCGUGCUGUCGGUUCGACUCCUUUUGAUAAUAUCGAGCGUAACCGCGCGGUGAAGUUUAUUUCCAACUUGUUCCGCGUUACGUCGUUCGUAAUCGCGCGCUCCUUACCUCUCCUCGUUUCUCAUCGUUUCGCACAAGCUCGUUUCGUCGCGUCGUGCGCGUUUACUCGUACUUUCUCAUCCCCUUUCUCUCUCUGUCUCUUUCUCUAUCUCCUUCCUCUCUCUCUCUCUCUCAGGUCAAUUAGCGUGCAGCCCAGUUUAAUGAUCUUUCGAACGUCAUUAAACUGGCGCUCGGUCGGGGUGCACUCGAGGCGUGAACUUCGACGGGCAAGCUCGGCGUCAAGUAGCUGGAAAAUGAUACGUUCGGGACGACGGCGACAACGUAACUUCGAUGGUCGUUAAAGCACGGCUAGAAGUUAUCGGCGUGAUGUCAACAUCGUCGCGUCUGUCUUUCCUGUCCAAGCCGACGAUCUCGUAACCUAACGAAGACGCGGAAUGUCGCGACAACACGAGCAGCGGGAACGAGGCAGCCCUUAAAGGAACCGAAUCAUCCAUAAUCCCCGAGCCGAGGGCCACGUUCGGUUCGGUCCUUCCUACCCGGAUACUAACGGCACGGGACAGCUCAAAUUCCUCAAAGGAGCUGGUUAACCAUCCCACGAUCUUCCACGAAGACACACCGAUACACGGGGACGCGGUCACACGCUAUCCGUGUAUAGGUGCACGCAGGUGGACGAUCCAGGAAGGAAGUUGAAGCCGAGAGGUUGGUCGGCCGGAAGCACGAAGCGUUAACUCGCUCGCCUAAAGACACAGUCGUCGAGGUUGCUGGCCGUGGUUGCCGCAAACCAGCAUUCCACAAACUUGCGCAAUAUCCACAAACCCGUGUAGCCGCGAAAUUCUUUGGCAAAUCUUGGUGUUUGCCUAGACGCAACGCGUUCCGAGCGCUGCAUCGCGCUAGGAGCAGUUACGCGAGGCGAAACCGCGUCAUCGAGAAGCAGCCGAGCGAGAAAAAUGCAGCGGUGAAAGAGGUUGGAGAAGAGGAGGAGCGUUGCUCGGUUCCGUUAACGCUCGACGACGACGACGACGACGACAGCGACGCGGUUUGGAACGGACGAGACGUUCGCGAAACGGAGAAAACGGGCGGGACGAGGGUGUCCCGCUUCAGCCGGAAUAUUAGUCGUGUCGUUUAAUGAUCCUCGUGUUUCUCCAGCCACGAAUCGGCUCCGGUAAUAUCCUGCGACGUUUUACACAGUCCGUAUAGUUCUACCGGCUCGCUUGGCGGCGGACCCUUCUCUAUCAUGCGCUGACAUUUUUUUCCAAUUAAAAACGAACCGUUCGCGGAAAGGGACAAUGAGAUUCGUUUGACGACGGUCGUUCUCGCAAGACGCGAAAGCACGAUUCGUUAUCUGCGUUGAUGCAGACAGGUUGAGCGACGUUUUUGUUUAAAAGAGGCCGUGCGCAAGAGCGGAGCAACGAGAACGGUAAUAUUAAUGUUAUAUAUUAAGCGUCCGGGCUUUCUGCUCGGCAAAGAAAGCGCGAAAUUUCCACGCGAUUGCGCGAGUAUCAAACGGGACGAGAGCAGGAAGAGCUCGGUGUGCUCGAGUAAAGGAGCGGAACAGUGGAUGUUCCUCGAACGAUAUCUUUGCGCGCUGUCGGCUAAAAAAAGGAAGAGAGAAAGCAGAGAUUCCUGUGGAAGUGGCCUUUGACUGUGUGUGGAACAGUAGCGGCGCGACUCUGAAAGCCACUCGAGAAAGAGCCGGAACGUUCGCUUCCAUAGCCUACAGCAUUCUGGAUUUCUGAUAACGUACACAACUCGCCUAACGUCUCGCCAGGAACGUCCGCGAAACGGGGCUGUGAAUGAGGCGCCGGUGAGCAAGAAAGUCCUUUCCCGAGAGGCGUGCUAUUAACUUUACCGCCAAAGGAUAUCGUCGACCAACUCGUCUUGCAAACUCCAACAAUAUCCCAAACAGCAAACCUAUUACGCGGAGCGUUUCGACACGUGUAUCUUCCCGGUUUGUUCCCGAGACGCGUCCGCAGGAAAAGCGGCAACUCGGGAUGCUCGGUACGUUUCGAGAGGCAUAAUCUAUAGACAGACGGUCGAACAAUAGGAGCUUCGGCGUCUCGAACGAGCAACUUGCCAGAAGCCAUCGUACGAUGCACUCUCGCUCACCUUUCGAGAUCUCGAUAAAGGAUCGGAGAAACUAGGUUUCGUCGUGAUCGUUCGCGAACGAGCCUCGUUCCGCGACGAAGAGGAACGAUCGACUAUAACUGUAUACUCGUCGUUAACGAUACGACGUAUUUCGUGGCCAAACGAUUCGACCCGGAUGCAACCUACUACGUAAACUCGGCCAAUGAUCCCACUACCGGAUUGAUCUCCUUACGUGGAGAUACUUUACGGAGUAAAGUACGGAUUCGGUACUUUUCCCCGGGCAACUGAAACUUUUCUCUUUCCCUUCGGCGUUAAUCAAUUCGCGAACACCGGUCGACAACAACAAUCGUGCUACGAAUACGGCGAAAGCUUCCUUCUGUCUUCCGGAAAUAUCGAGCUGGCUUGUGCCAGGUGGAUCGUGUUUCUUCCCGCGUCAUCGACAAGUGGCGGCUCUCUCUCUCUUCGGGGAAGCUUUCAAUUUCUGGAUUGAACCCGAAGCCCGGGUUCUAGCGGUGCUCGUCGGGUUACGUUAAAUCCGAGAACGUCGGUGAAUGAGGCCAGGCGACGAGGUGGCAAUUGGCGGCAAGCUGGGCGAGAAAAGGCGACGCGGAAAAAUAUGGUACACGGGACCACGGGUCUGUGGCACGACGCGGGAUUCAACGUAUCGAGGUGGCUGAUGAUCAUAAUACACGGAUACCGGGCUACCACCCUUCUCUUAUCCAUCCUGCUUAACGUGCUGCUACGAACCGACUAUCCCACGGCGGUUACGGCUGAAAUAGUGGCAGCGAACGAAAACUCCCUGGAAACGGGCAUCACCGGAAAACCGUUAGACAUCGAUCUACCCCCCACGUUACCGAUGAGCUUCGGGACCGAAAAUUCCACCGUGAUCUCGGCCCAAACUGGAUCCACGGCGUUGCUACCCUGCCUCGUCCAUAAUCUAGGAGACGGAAUGGUGUCGUGGAUCAAACGAAAGGACGUCCAGGAACUACUGACCGUCGGUCUGAUUACGUACGCCAACGACGGACGCUUCCAGGCAACUCAUUUCCACAACAGCGAGGAUUGGACUCUUCAAAUAAAAUUCGUCCAGCCGAGGGAUGCCGGAUGGUACCAGUGCCAAGUAUCUACCCAUCCACCCACAAGUAUAUUUCUGUACCUCGAGGUUGUUGAGGCCAGAGCAGAGAUAGCCGGUGACUCGGAGAAGUUCGUGAGGCCAGGUAGCACCCUGCAGCUUCAUUGUCAGGUGAAAAACUCGACCGAAACGCCCUCCUAUCUAUUCUGGUACCACAACUUCCGGAUGAUCAACUACGAUAUCGACCAAGGGGUCAAUGUCAGUACCGAUCUGGCGGGAGGGAAAAGUUGGCUGGAGGUGUCUCGCGCGUCCGAUCGUCACUCCGGAAAUUACACCUGCAAGUCGAACAACGCUCAACCGGCCUGGGUGCUGGUGCACGUGUUCAAAGGAGAUAAUCCGGCCGCGAUGCAGCACAGCAUCGCGUCAUCACCAUCUGUCAUGGCGUGCAGCGCUUUGCUGAUGAUGUUCACCACGUUGAAGUUGGUGUUGCACUCCACCACCACGAACUGACCAUCGUGCAACACUCUCGCUCGUCAGGGACAAAAUUAAACGAGUAAUCGUAUGGUUGUGAUGAUUCUUCUUUUCUUAAAUAAAAAAAGAACUAGGUACAGUUAGUGUUGUAUACGUUGUUGGACUCUGAUUGGAUCCGUGAAUUCGUCUUCGAAAAGGGCGAGGUACGCGUUACGUCGAAACGGAAAACGAGGGGGUUGUAACGUGCCGAUUAACGAGACUGUGAACUACGGAGCCAGGAAUAAAAGAGAAAUGGUGGAAACAGGAACUAUGAUGGCAUCCCUGUUUUUCAUGGAUAUGAAAGUGUAAGUCGGAUACGUUUAUCGUGUAACGAACGAUGUCUGUGUAAAUAACGAAGCGUUCUCGGUGUAUCGUUAAGACCACGAUGCUCAAACAAUUACUUCCGAACGAUUCUGUUUAGUCGCUCGUAUCUCGAAAAAUGAUUUUAUGUUUGAUCCGGGACUCGAAAUCGAACGUACGGGAUCACGAUACAUGUCGCGCACAAGCUGGAAUUUCACGCGACACCGCCGCUCUAUUAACCGUUGUGAUACGUGUAAAUGUAAGCUAUGUGUACUAUCGCGAUCAUAGAAGCGUAAUUGUGUAAUCUGUCUGCGACGAGUGGCACGAUUAAUGGCGAUAAUCCUGUCGCGAACCGACGCAUUUUGCCGACCGAAACUUUCCAAACCGUGUUCCACCUCGUGGCGAUAACUUUAUUCGGUCGCGGUAUUAACUCUCCGUCUCUCUCUCUCUUUUCGCACUGUGAAAAUUUGUUACGUUAAUGGCAACGACCCACGAGAGAUCGCCACGGCUGUCGGGCAAACCGGGUCCGUAACUUUGUUCGGAAAAAGAGAAACGAGAAGUAUACGCUGCCGUGAUUGAGUUCGACCAGUUUUCGACGAUUACCGCGUCCGAUAUUAAAUUAAAACGUACACACGCAUCGCCGAGAUCUAAUUGAAUACCAUAAUAUUCGGCCUACAGGUGCGCGUAAUUAAUCGUGAUAAUCCCGGCGUAAUGCAGCACAGCCUAAUGACAUUAUCUUCUAUUGCCUUGCUACGCACGGACAACCUUGCUCAUAAUGUCCAAAUUAGUUCUAUCUGACGUCCACAAAAUGACCGUGCUCAGGUGUUACGUGUAUGUGUGUAGAGAAGAACCGACGUUUACGCGGGGCGCGAAGGGUCGUUGUAAAACGGCGACACCUUCGCCGGGCAUGUUUCAUGUUAAACUAUUUGCACGAAUCAAGUGAUAAUCUUCGUGUUAAUUGUAUCAUAUUAAAAAGGAUCUCGCUGACGUCGAGUUGUGCCAAUCGUGUCUCUUAUGUUCGAUGGUUUUUUUUGUACAUAUGUUUUCCGACGUCGGUCGAUCGUUGUUCGUAAAUUAUACGAGUGUUGCUGAACUUAUGGAUAUAAAUUGUGCAGAUUAAUCGUUUAUUCUUAAAUGUGUGACUUUUGCAUAAAUAAUACGUUCACCUCGUUUAAGGAUACACGCACAUUGACAAAUAACACGAUGCAUUUAACAAAGAUAUUUCAAAGAUAUUUUGUUUAGGCAAUCAGUAUUCGUAUAAAGGUAAUAAAGUAUGUUAUAGACCAACCUCGAAUCACGCGUUCAUCGAGAGUUAAUUUCAUUCGAGUCCAUUAAACUGUACAAUUUGUUUCCGUUCUGUAGUGCCCUGUACAUUAUAAAUCCUUGAUAGAGAUACGUUUCCGUUCUCCGACGAAGAACAGAAACGAUCUUCUGGACCACGAUGUUUCGCAGCGUUAGUAUUACAGCAUGUUAUCCAUUAUCCCCCAAGUAGUUACCCCACCUGUCCAUACACGUUGUCAACGAGGAUAAUCCAAUUGCGAAAAUAAUAAACCACUCGUAUUGCAGAUCGUAAUAGUGUACCGAAUCUCGAUGCGACCGGACGAAAGAUUAUCGUAAGCUGCAUCGAAGAUCAGGUACACUGAUUCGAUAACAAUUCCCCGAAAUGAAUCAAAGGUCGAUUGAUUUAUCGCGGUCAUAAAAAGAGUAAGAUUAUUUCGAGCGUGUAGCGCUCGACGAGAAAGUUUUGUUUGACGUAAAGUUAAAGGAUAAUUUAAUAUGAUGUUCGAUGAUAUUGUCACUGUCUGUUGUAUGUAUAUACCUAUAUAAAUAUGUUACGAACGUCGCACA